Molecule: messenger RNA, 6514 nt
Organism: Liolophura sinensis
Lineage: Eukaryota; Metazoa; Mollusca; Polyplacophora; Chitonida; Chitonidae
Exons: 16
Coding region: 1973-5371 (1132 amino acids)
Cellular component (GO): nuclear envelope; cytoplasm
Source: RefSeq, a predicted model, not a curated record
UCUGUAUCUUGUAAUAAUAGCCUCACAGUACAUGAUAUUCUUCCCUUUGCAGAAAGUGAUGUCUGGACAAGUGCAAGUACUUUCAGUUCUCGUUUAUCAGUCUUACUGUUUUUGAGCUUUGUAUAUAAUAUAAGCCUGAGUACUAAUUAUUAAGGUUUUGAUAUUUGUGUGUCUUUGUUUGUUUUUAGCUGUUCGCUAUUUAGAUAAUAGCGAAGAAAUACGCCAGCGAUUUCACUGUGUGUGCAUAGUGUUGUCCCCCCUGGGGAUUUUCAGGCUGACCAAUCAAACAACAUGGAAUUGUGUUGACCUGUAACAUUCAUUUUGUUUCUCUCACAUGACAUAACCUACUGACCACGAUCAACAGAAAAACCCACAUAGUACGUCUGCAGCUAAAUGUAUGCUAGGAAUAUCAUCGGCGUAUUUUGCCAGCAAUUAAGUUUGUCCCAACAAGGAAAAAAAAUCUGCCCUGUUUGUCCCUGCCUUAACAUGUAUGUUGUUUUUGACGUUAGCACACAUGUAAGUUUAUACUGGUAGGCACAUAUGUAGGUCAAUGGUCUAGACUGUUACCUGUAACAUCCUCUAAUGAUGAAGAAAUAGCCAUGUACUUCCAUUUUUUUUUAACACAGACAUACAUGUACAAGGAUAUUUCAAGUGCAAAUCAGUGUUCACUUUAUGCACCAAAAUGUUGAAAUCCCAAGCUUGGGAAAGAAAUGCAGUGUCUUGAUUAUCAUUACACCUGUGCAUGAUAAAAACAACAUUCAUAUAGUUGAGGAAGAUAAAGAUUCAUUUGUACCAUACAACUUUUUGAUACACAGCUAUUUGCUUGGUAAUGAUAAUGUUAAUUAUAAUGGACUUAGGCCAGCUUGUCUUUCUAGGCAGGUGCAUGUAAACUGAUCUGAUCCAGAGAUCAGGAGGUUGCCAAUGGUAACCACAGUAAACAACAAGGGAAGGGGUCAGGCUGUAUACCUUUGUGUACACUCCUAAACUAGUGCACCUUUGUUUGCCCAUGUCAAUCAACUUCUCUGGCUGGCUGCAUUUAUUUUCAAAAGCUAUUGACCAUUUGCUAAACAAUUCUAUAGAUAUAUAAGACUUGUUAAGUGACAUAAAAUUUGGUGAUGAACUCCAUGCAGUACGUAUCUAUACUUACAGAUUUUGACCUCAAGAGAAUCAAAAAUUUUAUUCAAUAAUUUUUUGAUUGGAUGGAGAUUUAAUGCCAAUGUCAGUAUGGUUCAAGUUGAAGUUAGUUAAGUUUAUGGAUAGAGAAACCUUGGGCACCCUAAAGGAAACUUUCCUCUUUAAUGAUAAAUGAGAAACCUCCUGACAUUAUAGGGUCAUAGAUAACGAGUGCAAUCCUGAGUUGAAUACACAAUCUCAUUCAGUUGGUAAAAUGUGUACACCUUGUCAGAAGGGCACAUAAACAUUAAACACAACACCUGUGAUCUGUUCACUUGUACUUUUUAUAUGUAUUUUAUGCGGUGUACUGCACAAGAUUUUAAAUGUCUGAGAUAGUGUUCCUGUAAUCAGGGUGAAAUGAUUUCUCAAAUCCGUAGCUUUCGGUUGAUCUUCAUAUCUACAUGUAUUAUGCAACAGGUUACCAAAACUGUCUACAUUUCUGUGCUCUUUGUGUAAAUUGUUUGCCAUGUUUCACUUAAGCCCCACUCUAAAUCUUUUCUGUUAUUAUAAUCUGUGUAAGGAUAAAGAUUAAGGUUAUAAAACCGUUCCAUUAGGACCAUUAUGCUAUGUCAUGUAAGAAAAGGUUUUUCUGAAUGCUGUUAUUAACACUGUUAUGUAGAGAAUGGCUCAGCCCAACUAUCAGGUUUAUAUGUAGUAAAUACUUCAUAUAUUUAAUCUGCUUUUAUCCAUUGUUUAUCCUUUAAAUGGGUCCUCUGGGUAUGUAUGGAUUAAAGUCAAUCAUAAUGUGCAUGUUGAUGUAACAAGUACCUGUGCAGUGCAUCCAUUUGUAUGUUGCUUCAUGGUACAUGUUUUUGUCCAAGUUCUCUGUUAUAUGUCACAUGAUUUAGCCAUGGAGCAUAUAGUAUCAAUUAUUCAGCUAAUUAACCCAAAAAUGAACAUGUACGUUAUCAGUAAUUUAUAUUUAAUAUCAACUCUUUUGUUUAAUUUUCCAUAUAGAUUCAGUCCUGUCAAUGAGGUAACAGACAGCGGCAAUCUUUUAGUGUCUCCAGAACGACCAGAUUCCAGUAUCCAAUCAGAGGAAGAGCCUGCUGAGAAUAGCCAGGAAAAGGAGGAGCUAAUCAGGGGUGAAAAUUACCAGCUUCCAUCAGAUUUAGACCAAUCUCUCCAGGAAACAGCUGAUAUUCUGGAAGAAGGGGAAGUAACUGUCACCACAGAGCAUGUUGAGCCAAACACUGGUGAAAGUUUAAAUGUUACUGAUGAGACACCUCGAGAACAACUAGCCUGCAUUCACUGUCAUUUGCCACUUAACAGCUCUGAUUUAGAAACCACACGCUCAAACCAAACAGAAACUAAAAUUUCCCGUGAUACAGAAGAAGUUGAAUACUCAAAACCUAUACCUUUGCCGAAGCAAGGGAUUUCAUAUAUCUCCACUCGAAACUACUUAUCAGAGCAAGGAUUGGAGAUUGGACCAAAACCGUCUCAUGAGAAGAGGACAUAUAUUAUAGGUGGACUUGCCAAUUCUGGGACGGCUCAGGAGCUGGUUAACUAUUCUGGGCGGGUACCUGAGUUAGUUAAGCCAAGUAAUACACACAUGCCUUCUAAUGCAGCUCACCUGAGCUACAAGACAGUAGGGCCAAUCAUACAGAAAUCACCACACUACAAACACAGCUACAAUAUGAGCUUGUAUCACCAACCCACCUCAUUCCACCCUGGGUUCAGUCGAUCACAGGAGAGGGUGGAGCUACAGCACUUGAAUGACAGAUUCUCAGCCUAUGUGCAGACAGUACGCCGUCUUGGGGAGGAGUUCAGCCAGCUGGACUCCUCUUCUUUUCUCCACUCAUGUAAUCUGCUGGAGGAGCAGAUGGAAAACCUGAAGAAUUUAUAUGAAAAGGAACUAGAAAGUUUAAGAAAACAGCUGGAUGAGAGCAUUAAGGAGAAGAAUCAGCUGAGACGGACAAGUGAGAAGCACCAACAAGCUGCCACAAAUCUACAAAACAGGUUGACCGAAGAAUGGGAAAAAAGUUCUAGACUGAUGAAUGAAGUGACAGAGACUCGGCGACAGUUAUCACUCCUGGAAAAUGAGAUGUCAGAAAACAGGACUGCACAACAAUCUCAGGUCCAAGUACAACAGAUGACUUCACACAUAGACAGGUUGACCAGGGAGAACCAAGAACUGAGAGAAAGUCUAGAAAAGCAACACCAGGCCUGUGAUGAUUUACAGGAGAAAACAAGACAACUAGAAGAAAAAUUAUCAUUUAAUGAUCAAGUCAGCCAGUCAAGUAUUGGAGAAAUGAGAGAGAGGCUUGAGGCUGCAAACAACAGUAUUUUGACUUUAGAGUCUCGACUACGUGAACAGAACAGCGCGGGUGCUAACCUUGGUGACAUGUUGACAAAAGUUCGAGAGGCAGCGACUGCAGAGCUGCAGAAAUACCAAACAGACUCACAGGAGAGAUUUAAUAGAAAUAUGGCUGCUUUACGAGCUCAGGCGGAAGAGGAUGCUCGAAGGAUUGACAGUCUGAGAACUCAGAAUGAAGAAUUUAUUCAAAAACGAGCUGAUUUUGUGGCCCAAAUUAAGUCACUUCAGGGAAGGGUGUCAGCCUCAGAACACCAGAACAAGGCAUUGAAAGAGACACUGGCAUCAGAGCGAAACCGUUAUGCUAAUCAGAUUGCUAGUAUGGAGCAUAAGGCAAGGGAAUUACAGGAGCUUCUGAUGGACAAGAUGCAUGAGGCAAACAUGGCAAGAGAACUGCAGUUGCCACUCAAAGCUGAAAUAGAAGCAUUUAAAGUUCUUUUGGAAGAUGAGGAGAAAAGGCUGGGCCGCCCAGUUCAUGAAGGUUUUCCCCUCACAAACAGAAUGUCUACAUCUACUAAGUUAACAGAGGUGGGCUACCCCAAGUACACUGUAGCCUCAGUGUACACUUCAGCGGGGAUUCAGCUCUUGUGCCUACUGCCCCACCCAGGACACCUACCCCAAUGCAUGGGAGGCCUCUCCCUACCUCAACUACAGCAAAUGUGUACACAUACCAGACCUCACCAAGCAUCAACCAGCUUAACCUGGAGGCCACACCUGAGUCUCGGGGAACAUCGGGGAGCAGGGUGCGCUCAGCUCCAGCGGUCAGAUUUACAGAGAGAUGAUGGAAACUGGACAAGGCCAAAGUUAAAACACCACCCUUUACCAUCCUCUCAUCAUCGGCCCCUUAGCACCACUCUGGGUCAGGGUAAAGAUUACUUUGAAGAACUGUUCACUGCUGGAAAGAAGAGACAGCCCCACAAGCCUCUCCGCCCCCACAGCACCCCCGUCCCUAAACAUACCUCACAUGAUUACAACACCUGCACAACCAGUGCUACUGGGGACCUUAAGGUGUUGGAAGUCCAUCAAGAUGGCAAAUAUGUUCGUCUAAUGAAUACGGGAAAUCAAGAUGCUGAGAUAGGAGGUUACAUGAUCCAGCAGAAUGUGGGCGGCCAUCCAGUGGCAGUUUAUAGAUUCAGUCCUCACACCCGCCUGCCUGCCCACCAGACACUGACCGUCUGGUCAGGCACCUGUGACCCAAUGUUACACCAGCCCCCGACAGACUUCGUGUGGAAGGAGCAUGAGCGGUGGGGAACAGGGCCUGAGUGCACCACCAUUCUGUGUAAACCCAAUGGACAGGCUGUAGCCUGGACAACUGCCGCUCAUCGCUUCACUCGUAACAGAUUUGAGGAGGAGUCCCGCUCCAGUACAACGGAGCCUCACGUGCAAGAGAAUGGGGGUGAACAUGAAGUCAUGACAGAAACCUACGUAAAUGGGUCAGCAAUCCCUGCAGAUUCGGUUUACCUCCGAAGAGAGAAACAGACGCCACCAUCGCUGUCUCCCACCAAACACCCACAUGGAGCCUUCCCAGGUAAGAAAACCCACCCUCAAGCAUAUCCACCACGCCCCUUGACGGCAGGCAACGACAACAGCAGUCUUAAUCGUCAGUCACGCUCACAGACCUGCACCCCUGACCCACCUACAGGAGAGCCAUAUGCCGGCCCAAGUGGACAGAGAAUAGGAUAUUAUGCCCCUCCACCAGGGAUUCCACCACACAGUAGUGGCAAGAUUGCAAAUAAAGCAAACAAUCCAGGUGUAACUUCCAUGCCCCCGAGUGCUUUCAUGACUCCUCGUGAUCGCUUCAGUGUUGGCCUCCAGCAAGUCCAGUCGCAGCAUCACGAUUAUAAUCCACCCAUGCCACGCCCCCCACUCUACUCAGCCUGGUGACUUCCUGGGAUUGGAGAGGCAAUAAGGAAUACGUUGUUACCCCUCUUUAGUCCAUCAUUCAGAAGGGGGGAGUUAAAAUAACAUAUUUGUGACUAUUGAAUGACUGAUACCAGGGUUUUCUUUACCAUAUUUCGCUUAACUUUCUGUUUAACAUUGGUAGAUGUAACAUCUGAAGUUUUUCAUGAUGCAGAGAAUAUUGCAUUUAUAAGACUAGAAUAAGGUGUCUGUGAUAUUUGUGUGUUAAAGCAUCAUGAAUGCCUGCGUUGCAUGGCAUAUGCUUUAUAUGCAAACAUACCAAAAUGGGUGUUAGAGCAUUCUGUGAUAUAAUAGUAGUGUAUUUUGUUUUCACAUAUUGUUGCAUUCUGUUAAGGCACUUAAAUCAUGAUUGCAUGAUGAUAUAUCUAUUGUUUUAAUAAUUACAUGUACAUGUACCUUUCUUUGAAUUUUUUUUUUAAUGGUUGUCACGAUUAGUUUAACAACUUCUGAAGGCAUGGGGCUGAUAAAAAUGGUACCCUUUGUUAUGCCCUGAUGUAAGCUGACCUGACUGAUGUAAUAACAUUAGUAGUUAGUGGGGUGCUUAAACUGCAUUUGAACUUAUCCUUUUUCUUAGAAAGAGGUUUUAUUUUAUGCAUAUUCAGAGCUAUUUUGUGAAGUAGUGACACAUAGAUGUUGAAUUUGUACACAUGUGUAUGUAUGAAACAAAGGUUUUACGUAGUUUUUCAAGUGUAUGCCUGUUAUUGAGUUAUUCAAAUGAAUUAGCAAAAACAGAAAAAACAAUGUUUUCCAGCUUUUUCAUAGAAUUGUUGAAUUGUUUAUUGGUGAUAAGCAUUCAAAGAGUUAUAUAUGCAGAUAAAAUACUUUAUUAUGGAACCUUUAUAAUGGAUGUUUUUGUACAUAUAAAUAAAAAAUCAAAAUUGUUGACAGACUGAUAAAAUAUAAGAAAGAUUGGUAUUUUCUGGAGUUUGAUUUAAUUUCUAAAUACAGUAAUACUCUUUUCUCUAGGAAACAGAUUUUCUGUAGCGCAGCUGUCGUGGUUUAUUGUGUUUUGCACCUAAUUGCACAUGUUUACAUGUAAUUACAUGGACAUAUCUGACAUUGUUCAUUUUGUGAAAAUUACCUUGAAAAAACAAAAAGAAUAAGGUU